AUGUGGAAGAAUGAAGAUGAAGCAAAAGAAUUUCGUGCCCGUGUAAGGCGUGAGAUGAGGAGUGAAGUACACGGCUGGAGUGGUAUUCAGUAUGGAAAUGAAGGUGAAAUUCAAUUUGUAAAUUCAGAUGGAGAAUGGAAACGUUUAAAGAAGUCAAGCUCGGGAGAUGAUUAUAGACCAUGUUCACAUAUCGAGUCCGAAUAA
Messenger RNA from Didymodactylos carnosus, 204 nucleotides. The record is from the annotation of a GenBank genome assembly. NCBI's taxonomy places the organism in Eukaryota, Metazoa, Rotifera, Eurotatoria, Philodinida, Philodinidae.